AUGGACGCCACAGAAAACGACGUGGAAGUAUCUGAUGACGACCUCAUGGCUCAGAUGGGCUUCUCAUCCUUCGGCGCUGCAUCACCACCUUCCAAGCGCCGUCGCUACAAUCCAAAUGCAGAUGCUCUACUGCCGUCCAAGUCAUCGGCAACCGGCGCAAACUCCACGGCUUUGGGAACCGGCUCAAACAAGGAUGAGAUUUCGCUGGACGACGACAACGAAGGAAAUGCCAACCCAGAACAGAAAGUGCCAGCGCAAGCGCGCCCGGCUAGCCUACCCCAGAGACCUGCUCCGGCGCAAGCCACGCCUCAAGGCCAGCACUCAGGCGCACAUGGGGCCAGGGGUAACAAGUUCACUGGUUACUACGACCGCCUGUCUAACGAGAACCCCUGGGAAAAGAUCGAGAAGGCCCGGGGCUUGACGACAAGAGGAACGUGGAUCACUCGAAAUGCUGGGAACGCUGCGACGACAGGUGAUGCUCCUGCUUGA
Messenger RNA from Fusarium odoratissimum NRRL 54006, 489 nucleotides. RefSeq lists its product as uncharacterized. The transcript has a single exon. The record is from RefSeq and is a predicted model, not a curated record. Bases 1 to 489 code for a protein of 162 amino acids. Lineage: Eukaryota; Fungi; Ascomycota; Sordariomycetes; Hypocreales; Nectriaceae.